CUGGGAGUAACAGAAUCUGCCGCCGCACUUCCAAAAUGGCAGAUCAUGACUAAAUCGAGAAGAGCUUGGGGGAAAGAAAGCUGUUGGUACUUUAUUCGCAUACAUUUGUUAUAAAAAGCACCAUUUUCUUACCCGACGUUUCUUCUACACGCUGUUUAUUGAAGACUAAAUCCCGAGUUAGUCUAGUUUCUAUUCCCUGAGUAAACAAGUUUCACACCAAGUCAUAAAAAUAUCCAACUAAAUGACUUGUGCUGGAGGUCAUUUAGCUUAAGGGAUUCUUUUCAAGACACUUAUCUUGAUUCCUCAUUUGGCUCUUACCAACCUAAAAUAAUGGCGGAGGAUCCAGGUCACAAAGCUAUGUUAUAUUUCCUUGAGGUGUUGAUGAACCACAGCCCUUCACCACUCAGUAUUAGCCAGUUGGCUGGUCGCUUUGGCAGUCGAAAUUUUACAUCUGAAAUGCGGCAUGCUGCAGGUGGCAAUGAGGCUGGGUUAAAAAAAUUCCUGCUUAAAUAUCCUUCUCUUUUCACUGUAAAUGGUAAUCUUGUGUGUUUAACAGAUGGUACUUGUUGGAGUAGUUCAGUAAAUAACAAUGUUCGUGAUAGUAGUCCAGCAUCAUCUUCCUCAAGUUUCAGUCUUCCUGAAGUAUCCAUUGAAACAGAAGCCGUUCAAUAUUUUCGUAGCAAAUUUCUUAAAAAGGGCGAAAAAUGGAUGGCUACCAAAAGUCUAGCUGGUCAUCUGUCUCAGGCUUCUGCAGAAAUCCGUGAGUGUGUUGGUCCACAGAAUGAAUUUGAAGACUGGUUGCAUAAACAUCCUUUAAUUUUUGAAGUGAAAGGGGAUAUUGUUUGUCUUAAGGACAAUAUGGCUUGUAGUCCCUUAAAGUCAGAAUCAGACCAGACUGAUGAUGACGGUAGACAGUUUGCAGGGGACCCUGGUAUGCUUUCUAUGCCAUUGACACCUAAAUUAAAAAAUAGACCUCGCAGCUUAAAUAUAAUGGAUGCCAAGCCAUUGAAGUCACCUGGCAUAUUGAGUUCCAAGUCUGGGCCUAUGACAAUGACUGCUAAUGAAUACAAAGCUGUUAUGUUUCUGAAAAAUAUUAUUGAGAAGAAAGGUGACAUAAAGCUUAACAGUCUUAGUGGCCAUUUUAGUCAAGCACCAGAGAGUUUGAGGAAUACAAUUGGAUGGAGUAAAACUGAAUUGGAAAAAUUCUUGAGGCAGCACUCAAACAUCUUUGCAAUAUCUGAAGAUGAGACGGUGUCAGUGAUUAAAAAUACUCGAUUAAAUGUUGUAAUCACUGGCAGUAAACCAACAUGUCCAAAUAAACCAACGAUUACCAAUAGAAAAGGGAAGAUAUAUCAUGUUGCUAAACUUUGGGGUAUCAUUGAUUUAGGAAGGCAUGAACAUGUUUUUAUUGACCGUUGCAUCUUUGGCCGCCAUAUAGAUGAUUUGAAUAGACUUUUGUCUGUUGGUGAAACUGUUUGCUUUGAUGCUAUCCCAGCUCCAAAGGGCAGUCGAGCUAGGUGGCGUGCCACUCGAGUAUGGAAGGAAAAUGAAUCUAUUGAGGAUAUGAUUGACCGUCUUGCUGAAAGACUCCAUUUGCCUUUGGAUGGAAGAUCCAGAGAUCCUGGCACUCCUCUCGGCAACAUAGACGAUGAACUGAAGAAAGUAAUUCCUGACUUAAACGACAACAACAUCCUCAAUUCACCAGUCACUGUGGGAGGUUUGAGGUAUGCUUUCUUUGAUGCAGCGCCUAGUGGUGCCGGUGUAGUGCCAGUUUGGAACUUCAAAUCUGUGGAAUUAGAAGGAAUGAAAGACAUAGAUGAUCUUGAUCUAAGUGAUGAGGCUGGUGGUGAUGCACAGAAUCCUUCUAUGGUAGCUGAACGAUAUUACAUGAAUCAGUCUGUUCUUGGCGACAGUCCUCGUGAUUCCAGAUGCCAUAAUGGUGAAAAAGAACCUUUCAUGAAUGGACUGAGCAGCAACACCAAUACAAUACUUGAGAAUGGAGAUAUGUUAAAUGGGCAAUCUGCUGAUAAAUACGGUGCUGAUGUUGACUUGAGCAACGAACAAACUAAUGGUAACAAUAAUAAUUGCUGUACAAAGCAAAUUGAUGCAUCGUGCCAGACAAUUGUCACUGGGGAUAUUCUUGCAACACAAUUCUUUCAUGAAGGUAUUUAGCUCUUAGUUAUUCUGUAUUAGCUAUAGGAGUUAAGUGAAGCAGCAGGGAGGCUAUGUACAUUUUCUAUAUUCAGUUUCUAAACUCCUUACUUAGAUAACUUUAUGACAUUUAAUUUAUAUCAUUAUUUAAUUUUGUCAUUUUUUGUUAUCUUCCUCUUAAAUCUGUUUUCAUUUUUUUUUUCUUUUAAAGCUAUAGUUUUUAAUCCAAUUUCUUCCCUGCAUCUGAGCUAGUACAUAAGACAUACAUACUCUUGAAAUACUCUAAGAUUUGGCCUCUUUCCAAUGUUUACCAUUGUAUCUGUGAAGGUAUGGCUGAUGUUUACCUGCCUUUUUGGUUUCAUGUGCCUUCUAAAGACAAAAAUCAUCUCGUAUGCUUGUUAACAACUAUUACAUUUUUCUUUAUGAAAACAAAAGAAACAAAAAAAAAUUUAAAAAAUAAAAUUUUUGAACUAUUAAAGCCAAAAAAAAAUUAAAAAAGUAAACUUUAUGCACAAAAUAACACUUUGAUUAGCAAUUUUGAAAUGAAAAUGUUUCGAAUUUCAAAAUUUGUAUUUAAGAUUUUAUCCCUAAUGAACAAUUUUUUCAUUUAGUGAAUUGAAGAAAUAAAGUUUGUUGCGAAAGUAUUCGAAAGAAUACUCCCUGAACACUGUUACACACAUAUACACACACACACACACACACACACACACAAGAAAAAAAAAAAAAAAGACCUGAAAUAGCCUGCAAAAGUUAAUUCCAACAAUCAAAAUUACUGAUUUUGUAGAAUCUUCUUCAAGAGGAAAAAA
Messenger RNA from Octopus sinensis (East Asian common octopus), 2957 nucleotides. RefSeq lists its product as uncharacterized. The record is from RefSeq and is a predicted model, not a curated record. NCBI's taxonomy places the organism in Eukaryota, Metazoa, Mollusca, Cephalopoda, Octopoda, Octopodidae. The transcript is spliced from 4 exons. The coding region runs from base 331 to 2172 and encodes 613 amino acids.